CACAACUAUUCCAUAAAGCAUAUUGGUCAUCUCCCCUCUCAACCACUUUCAGGUAUGGCGACAGCCCCCGUGUCAUCUCUCACCGGAGUCACCGUGGAGUUCCUGGAGUUCCCGGCCAUCGUGACACCUCCGGCCAGCUCCGGCAAGUCCUAUUUUCUCGGUGGUGCAGGGGUGAGAGGGCUGACCAUUAAUGGUCAAUUCAUAAAGUUCACAGGCAUUGGAGUUUACUUGGAAGACAAGGCAUUCCCAUCUCUGGCCUCUAAGUGGAACGGCAAAACUCAAGAUGAAUUGUUUAAUUCCAUUGAUUUCUUCAGAGACAUCAUCAAAGGACCAUACGAGAAAUUAAUAAGGGGGUCCAAGAUAUUGCCACUGGAAGGAGCAGAGUACGUCAGGAAGGUCUCAGAAAACUGUGUGAGUCACAUGAAAGCAGUUGGCACUUAUGGCGAAGCAGAGGCUGAAGCCGUUGAGAAGUUCAUUCAAAUCUUCAAGCCUCACAAUUUCCCUAUUGGCUCCUCCGUUUUCUACUUGCAAUCCCCCAGUGGAACUCUAACGAUUAGUUUCUCAGAUGACGGCACACUGCCAGAGAGUGUAGCAGGAGCAAUAGAAAACAAAGCACUUUCAGAGACAGUGUUGGAGACGAUGAUCGGAGAGCAUGCUGUUUCGCCUGCAUUGAAACAGAAUUUGGCUUCCAGAUUAGCUCCAUUGUUCUAAGAGAUUAAUUUCAAUCAUAAAAAUUGAGAAUUUGCAACUCAGUUUGAGUUACAUGAUCUCUUUAUAUUUUACGCACUGUUGUUUUGUGGAUUGUUGAGGUAAUUAGCUCUAAUAUUUAGUUAUCUUGAGUAUUGUGUAAUAUUUGCUGUAAUGCUUAUCGCGUAUUUGUACCCUUAAAUUUCAUAAGAAUUUUAAUUA
Messenger RNA from Neltuma alba, 909 nucleotides. Its product is annotated as chalcone--flavonone isomerase 1A-like. The transcript is spliced from 4 exons. NCBI's taxonomy places the organism in Eukaryota, Viridiplantae, Streptophyta, Magnoliopsida, Fabales, Fabaceae. Gene Ontology annotation, molecular function: chalcone isomerase activity. The record is from RefSeq and is a predicted model, not a curated record. Bases 55 to 711 code for a protein of 218 amino acids. Gene Ontology annotation, biological process: flavonoid biosynthetic process.